AUGCGGGCGAUCUCCAUCUCUCUCGCGCUUUAUCUCACUACUGUCUCUCUUGGCUUAGGAGCCGCCGCACAAUCAGCCGCCGCGGUCGCGUACGCACCCACCGAGCAGGCCUGUCCCGCUGGUACUUCUCUUGUCCGCCAAGUCGGCUCCAACGCGCAGAGGCAAACUCUUAGCGCGGGCGAGGCUGCGUAUGUAUCUGCAAAACAAAAGGUCGUGGCAGAGGCGUGGAAGAAGUACCUGGCCAACGUCCGAAGUCACGGCAAGGCCGCGCUCCCACCCUAUGUCGACGAACUUCUUCUGGGCCAACGGGGACACGGCGCGUUGCCCAAGCUCGGUAUCGCGACGAGCGGUGGAGGGUACCGAGCGGCCAUCUUCGGUGCGGGAAUAAUGAACGCGCUGGACGGCCGCAACCAGACGUCCGUCAAGGCGGGUACGGGAGGCAUCCUGCAGACCGCGACGUACCUCUCCGGGCUGUCGGGCGGUGCCUGGCUCGUGUCCUCGCUCGCGCAGGCGGACUUCCCCAUGCUCCCAGAGCUAAUCUUCGGGCCGUCGCCCGCCUCCGCCAACAACGGGUGGCUCGCCGACAUCGACUUGCUGACCCCCGGGGGCACGAACGUGACCGCUGACAAUGCGUACAUCGCGGAACUUCUCUCAGAGGUGUCGCUCAAGUUUUCAAAGGGCUUCCCGGUGACGGUGACGGACGUGUGGGCGCGCGCGCUCUCCAGGCACUUCGCGAACGGGACGACUGCGGCGAACUUCUUCGAAAACAGCCUCACGCAUGGGGCUGGGAUCACCUUCUCGUCGAUCACGAACGUGCCCUCAUUCGCGAACCACGAACAACCCUUCCUAAUCGUUGUCGCCGACUCGCUCGUCAGCCGUAACAAUGGCUCCGCCGUGACAGAGGCGGGGGACAUCGUUCCCUUGACUAAUCCUAUUUACGAGUUCAAUGCGUACGAGACGGGGACAUUUGAUCCCCAGUUGGGAGCAUUCACUCCCACCAAGUUCCUUGGCUCGCCGCCGAAGAGCAGUGGGGUGUGUGUGACUGGCUUUGAUCAACUUACCUUCCUAGAGGGCGUUUCUUCUAACUUAUUCAAUGAAUUUAACACUUCGGCAGCAGCCCUAAAUGCAUCCAUGAUUGGCCCCAUCAUCAAUGCUCUUCACAACGCGUUCCCGGAGACGGGCAUCCGCCUCGACUCCGCGGAGAUUCCGAAUCCCUUCUUUGGCAUAUCGCCGGCUACUUUCCCCGACUCCGACCAGAACAUACUGACUCUGGUCGAUGGAGGGGAAGAUGGCGAGACGGACCCAUUGCAGCCACUACUCGUGAAGGCGCGUGGCGUCGACACGAUCAUUGCCAUCGACGCUCCCGCGGACACGAGUGAUAACUUCGCUGCAGGCCUCGACCUGAUCUCGACGCAAGCGCGAGUGAAGCUCUUCCCCGGAACGUACGCCUUCCCGCCCGUGCCCAGCACCACGGAAGUCUACCUCUCGCAGAACCUUACGCGUCGCCCGACAUUCUUCGGAUGCAACAGCUCUGCUGCAAGUGGAGAGCCCCUCGUUGUAUACAUCGCUAAUGGCGGCCCACCGCUCGGCCAAGCUCCACUGACGAACACGUCCACGCUACAGCUUCAGUACUCGAACAGCGAGAUUGAGGGGAUGUUGAACCAGCUCUUCGAUAUCGCCACUCAGGGAAUCCCCGCAGAGACUCCAAAAGGUCUUGAGAAGGAUCCUGUUUGGCCUGCUUGCCUUGCGUGUGCGGUCACUGAUCGCUCUAGACGCUCAGUAGGCGUAGCGAGGAGUGGGAUCUGUGAGAGCUGCUUCGCUAGGUACUGUUGGAGUUGAGCAUGUAGCCUGUGCAGCUUGCGAUAGUAUUCAG
Molecule: messenger RNA, 1873 nt
Organism: Dichomitus squalens LYAD-421 SS1
Lineage: Eukaryota; Fungi; Basidiomycota; Agaricomycetes; Polyporales; Polyporaceae
Product: lysophospholipase
Exons: 6
Coding region: 1-1839 (612 amino acids)
Biological process (GO): glycerophospholipid catabolic process
Cellular component (GO): cytosol
Molecular function (GO): A2-type glycerophospholipase activity
Source: RefSeq, a predicted model, not a curated record